AUGGCCAUGGACGACGUGCACUCGGCAGCUCAUGCGAGCCUGACGAAAUCUCCAGAGCCAGAAAUACACAAACGACGACGAUUACCCAUACAAGACGACUCUACCAUCGAGGAUGCUUACAGAACUUCCCACCGCGGCCCGCCAGACUCUUUUACGACGACCACAACGCGUCCUCCACCAAGUUCGACUACAGGAGCAACCCCUCCUCCCGAUUCGUUAAGAAAGGACACGCUUUUGACCAUGGACGAGGACAAAGCCCCGGCGCGUGGGCCGUCAGCGAUGUCCAUGCCAAUUCCUAGAACACCUCCACGCUCCAGCCACCUCUCGCUUCACGCUACCAUAUCUGUUGCAAAGUCCCCAUCCCGCACUCAGUCCCUCCCUACUGUCUCACCAGAAAGACCAGCGCUUGCGGAUGCGGCUGAAGAAGCUGGCGGUUCACUCCACCGUGUUAGUUCUGCCAUGGCAAAGCGUUCUGCUGGGCCGUCAUCGGGUCGAAAACCUCAACCGGUCUCACUGUCUAGUCCCAAGAAGCCGUCCCCGAUCAAGACGCGGAAGAAUACCAUAGAGGAGAACGAUGCAGACGACGAGGGUCCUAGUCAAGCAUCCACAAAUCCCAUAAGCGCGACACAGUCGAUGCCAGAACUCGGAGAGUCUCCUCAGCAUAGGAUAUCUCCCAUUACGCUCCUGCCCAAAGUCCUCCGUCACCAAAAGCCAACUCCACCGCAGCCCAUCAACCACGAAUCAUCUACCCGUGGAGGUGACGACACACAGUCCUCUGCUUCUUCGCGCGAGUUUCGUACCUUGUCGCGGUAUAUGCGAGACGACGCAAACAAGGUUUCUCGUCCUCUCACACAGUUUAUAGUCGGAGAGAAUCCGCCUGGCAUAUUCAUUCAAUCGCAAACGCAGACGCAGACGCAGUCACAGGUUGACCCCAGUCACGAGGCGGGCGAAAGCCUAUCUCAUGUUCCCAGGACGCUCGUCAGGGGUACGCCCUCUGAGACGUCGGAGACGUCGCAGCAUGAGCGUGAUUGGCGAGCGAUCGAGCAUGAAGAACUUGUCCCGACGCAGAUCCUUGCGUCCACCCAAGAGCUCUUGCCGACGCAGGAUGCUACAGAGUUUGUCGAAACAGCUCUGGUAGACACGCAGGAUGGGGCGCCCAUGUACGAAGCGUCGCCUAGCAAACCGAUCAAGACACUCAACAUUUCCCCGGUCAAGAAGCGAGGAGGAUACUUUUCGUCGUCAUCUGCACAGAGUAUUCCUGGACUCUACUUACCUGGAGAUGGCAAGAGUUCCGAGUCGCAGCAGUCGCAGCUCUCCGAGAAGAGUAUCAAUCAGCCCGCAGCGCCUCUUGCGAUGCCUAGGGUGUUUGCUGUCACUGCAUCAGGGGCAACCACAGGGACUCCUUCGUUGCAAAAGGAAGGGCCAGCUUCGACUUUGCGCCGUAAUCCUAUCAAGUCUUCGCGUCCAGGAGGUUACAGAACGACGUCUGGUUCACAGAACGACAACCUUCCCCAAAAUCCAAAGUCAUCUGUCAAUCAUCCAGUCUCCUCUGCCGCGAACGGCCACGUACCUAAGCGGAACCCAUUGGCCAGACGAAAGACGCCUGUCGAUCUGAGUCAGUUGCUACAGGGUUUGGAGCAGCGGGAGCGCGUAGUUGUACCAUCCAGUGACCCUUUCAUGCCUAUAGAGGCGGACCAGUCGACUUUACCCGAGGAGACGAUGCCGGUGAGCUUCCCUGUGGGUGAACAGGAAGCCAUCGAUGAGCCUCAAAUCGAACAAGAGGAUGAAAUACUGGCUGAACGUGAUUCAUCAGAGCCGGCAAAAUCUGAGAUUAUGGAGACGGAUGAUGAGCCUCAAGCUAUGCACGCUCUUGAUACUCCCAGGCCGCUGCCUAAACAUCAAGAGCACACUGUUGCUGUCCAAGACCCAGCACAAUACAGGUCUGAUACCGACACGGAGGAGCGUCCGCCUCGCUCGAUAUCAACAACGAAAACGCCCGUAUCGAAACAGUCGUCCAAGACUAUCUCUUCUAGCCCUUCCAAAGGCUCUUCAAAGGUGACUACGAAGCAGGGCUCUCCAAUAAAAAGACCCCACGGAGAGUCUGUCGUUGAGAGGGAGCUCAGUGAUCAGACGAGCAGCCCCGGGGACGAUGAAUCUGAUUAUGUCCCUCAAACUCAAACUCAGAAGGACGAUCUGGAAGGCGAGGUGGUGGAAUCCUAUCCAGGCGAGGAUGCAUGGGAUGAGUCACAAUCUCCUCGACGUCCGGGAAAACGAUCUGCGAACGAGCAAGGUGGUCGUAAAGGCAAGCGAAUCUGCCGACGGACGGCCAGUCCCAAAGUCGGCGUUGACGACGUCGAAGGGGAAGAAAUGCCAAAAGGAAAGCAGGAGCAGGCACCACCAAAGCCUGCGAAACCGCGACUCGAUUUAAGCGCGAUGAUGCCUCCACCAGGUCGACGUGCGACUCGCGCUACGGCCAACACGCGUACUCGUGGUAUUUCUCUCAACACUCCCAUCGUCCAUAGCGGACACCUGGUCAUGGCACACUUUCCGGAGAGCAAGCGUUUCUUUCCUGGAUAUGCGGUUGCCCGUACGGGUGUAAAAUGGCAGGUUAAUCCUUGUGAUGAUUCCCCAUCCGUCUUUGUGGAGCCCGGCUCUAUGCGUCGCUGUGUGUUCCGAGAAGGAGACAUUGUCACCAUGACGCCAGAUGGCAAUGGAGAAAACUAUGGUGAUGCCAUUGUCAUCCUAGUGGACUCCAAAUGGGAUGAGGAGCUUGUGGUGAAGCUGCGCAUUGGUGCGGAUGACGAUGUCGAGGAAAGAUAUGUUCAUGUCAGGCACAUUUCGGUCCAAGAUCAGCACAUUACAAAGCAAUGGGACACACGCAAGGUUUCGCAUCGGGACCUAGAGACGGAGGAACCGGUCGCCGAGUCUCCUGUGCCCAUGUCCGCAAUGGAAGAACGGGAUCAUUGA
Molecule: messenger RNA, 2967 nt
Organism: Serendipita indica DSM 11827
Lineage: Eukaryota; Fungi; Basidiomycota; Agaricomycetes; Sebacinales; Serendipitaceae
Source: the annotation of a GenBank genome assembly